Messenger RNA from Pocillopora damicornis (cauliflower coral), 2221 nucleotides. RefSeq lists its product as uncharacterized. Lineage: Eukaryota; Metazoa; Cnidaria; Anthozoa; Scleractinia; Pocilloporidae. The record is from RefSeq and is a predicted model, not a curated record.
CUAGGUGUGUUUACAAAGUCACUGCAUCAGUGUCAGACAACAAACUCUUGGCAUUUGGCUCCGUUCGCGACAACACAAGACAGAAAAUCUUCGCGCAAACUGUUCGACUUUAAAAGGCAUGGAUCCUGUGAACGGAGAUGUGAAUAUCGCCGCGGUGAACCACACAGAUGAUUCCAGAAACGGAGAAGUAGAUGAUCCACAACUUGUAGCAGUGAAAAGUGCUAGUUAUUGGGAAGAGGUUGACAAAGAAGAGAUCGAACGCGAACGAACGGAACAAGAACAAAGAGGGAAGAUUACAGAAGAGGAGCUUCCAAAAACCGGUAGCGCAAGACGAGCCAAGGAAAUCUUUGAAUCUAAGCCGCAACAGCAAGAAAAAGAGACUCCAAUAGAUUUGCAGAUACUUUCAGGCGUGACUAAAGCAAGCAUGAAGAGGUAUCAAGAACAUCAGGCUUCAAGAGCAAAUUCGCGUCAAAGGGAGAUGGAAGAUCUCGAAGAUAUUCAAGGUGGAAUAGCCGCUUCAAACAGAGAGGCCUUUGAAAAAGGUAAAGUGAGUAAUGCAGAAAGAAAGGUAGGAGAUGAAGAAGAGGAACACUUACCAACCGCAGGCAUCGCAUCCAAGACGCGUGCAAAUUUCGAGUCUGGUCAGGUCAACCGUGCCGAGGACAGACACGUGAGUGAGAAGGAUAUCAUCGAAGAAAUGCCUUCAGCUGGUGCUGCUUCCGCCGUGCGACGUCGAUUUGAGAAGAAUGGUGAAGGUGAAGAAAAGGCACAGAGGCGUCUGAGCUUUGAACCGGAGAAAGGAGAGGCCAAAGCAAGAACUGCUAUGUACAUGCAAAGUUUGGAGGACUCAUCGAACAAGAAUCAGGCCUUAGACGAACAGGAUGCUCUUCCUGCUCCGGGCAGCGCACGUGGUGUCAGGCAAAUGUUUGAACAGGAUAAAGUUAUCCACGCCGAGUCGAAUCUUCAAGACUCUUGGAAGGAAGAACUUCCGCAAUCUGGUGCCGCUCGAGCAACUAAGGAAGCUCUUAAAGCAGCUGCUUCGAAAGGAUACGAAAAAUCACAGAUCGAAGAUGAAGCGCUAAGUCGUGGCUUGGCUUCUGCUGCCAGGCAUCGAUACGAAAAGGGUGAAUUUCAAGACCAAAAAGUUAUCGAGCGAGAGGAACCCAUCGUGUCACCCGGAUCAACCAAAGAACAAAUGAAGCAAUUUCAGGAAGCGGCUUCAAAUCAGGGACCGAGAAGGCGAACCAUGGACAACGAGAGAGAAGAACUAGAAGCUGCCCGUGGUGUAGCUCUUGCCGUGAAAGCCAGCUACGAGAAGGAAGGCGCACCUCAUAAAGAAACCAAAAAAACUAUCGCCGAUGAAGAUUUCUCCGCUAUCCAAGGCCGUGCUAAGGAAACGACGCGAGAAAUCGAGUCGGGCGGAUUCAUCAAAGAAGCACCCAAGAUGGUCGACACUGAAGACUUCGGCGUUGCCCGUGGAGUCGCCAAGGAAACAACCCAGCGGAUAGAAAAGGGAGAACUAAUUAAAGGGGCGCACAAGAUGGUAGAAGAUGAAGAUUUUUCUAACAUCUCCGGCCUAGCUAAGCAGACAACGCAGCAAAUAGAACGAGGGGAGAUGAUCAAAGAGGCACACAAGAUGGUGGAGGACGAAGACUUCUCAGGGAUCUCUGGAGUGGUCAAGGGAACCAGGCAACGGAUUGACAGCGGCGAAAUAGCUCAGAAAAAGACGGUCAGAAAUUCAGAUGCCGGUGAUCUGAUGGGAAUUCAAUCUGUGACGAGCAAUCGUGGAGUGUUUGACCAAAACGGCGUUUGACUCUAUCCAGGAAAAAACAGCAGGUUGAAUAGGACCUUAUUAAUAAGUCACUGACCAUUUAAAGACAAAUGUCGGUUAUAAAAGAUUCAUUUUAACCCUUUGUAUAUACAAACCAGAAACCUCGCUGGCUACGCUCCAGUGUCUGGAGUUAAAGUAAAUUGCAAUAGAUUACGCUGCAAAACAAAAUUGUUAACAAAAUAACAACUCGCGAAGGAAAGAUAAGGUCGUUGUGGGUUAAAAUGAUGAUAUGAUUCAGCGUUAGCGUAUAUGUAAAAGGAUAAAUAAAACUAGAUGCAUUUCUAAGAUUGUUUCUGGAUAACGCAAUAUCAAAUUUCACGAAAAUGGCUCCCUCGGCCAGUAGGUGCCGACAAACUUAUGAUAAGUCAGCCCUACUUGAAAAAAAAAAAA